AUGAAUGUCAAACACAAGUAUCCAUGUACACAUUGCAAAUCGGAAGUUUAUUUUCAACCAUCGUCGACUAUGGCAUCCAAUUCAGCAGCCCUCGAUGAUGGUUUUGUCUUUAUUACAUCAAAUGAUGGUGGUGGCGGACAAACACCAACCAACAAUACAACAAGCCUAAAUAUUGAAUGUAAUCAUAGCGGAAAGAUUGAACGGAUUGAAGAUAUUGAAUAUCUAACGGAGGAUAUAUUGAGUUCCAUCACUAUAGGAGAGGAUUUGAAAAAGAAUACAAAAUUAUCAACGCUCAUCAAUGAUCUGUAUUUAUGUAAUACUUGUAUGACUGAUUUGUUUGGUGGACUUUCGGAGGAAAUUGAACAAUUAGAAUUGGAAUGUAAAUUAUAUGAUGAAAAAUUGAAAAAAUCGAAAAAGUUUGAUACGAAUGGAAUGUACAAGAAAUACAUGAAGGAAAUGGAUGAAUUGAGGAAUGAAGAGUUGGUUCUCAGAGAGCAGGUUAAUGUUAUACAGAAUGAUAGGCAUCGAAUUGGAAGAAAUAUUACAAGUUUACAAACUGAAUAUAAUACUCAACAGGAAAGCGAGAAGAAUUAUUGGAAAAUUUAUUUUCAAUUCAUUCAUAAUAAUCAGUUCCUUGCAGAGGAAAAUCGUAGAAAGAGUCAAUUGAUAGAUAAGGAGGAUAAAAUUAGAAGGAAAUCACCUCUUGCUGGCAUGUUUCAUUUGUGGUAUGAAGGAUCGUAUGGUACGAUCAAUGGAUUGAGAAUGGGUCGUCUAAGACAUGAUCCUGUAAGUUGGGAGGAAAUCAAUGCUGCCUGGGGACUUGCAGUCUUGUUGUUAGAUCUUACUGCCCAACAAUUGAAUAAUUUCAAAUUUACCAAAUACAAACUGGUGCCAAAGGCCAGCUGUUCAUCCAUUAAGGAACUGGAGAGUGGAGACAAGUAUGAUUUAUUCUUCUCUUCCACUAGAAACAUUCAAUCAUUCAAUGAGGGAAUGAAAUGCUUCCUAUUCUGCCUUGAAGAAUUAUGUCAACAUAUUGGUAUUGUAGUGCCAGGUUCCUCAAUUGGAACUAGAUUGAUAGUCAAGGCCGAUGAGGGUAAGAUUCAAGACUUGAGCAUGCUGUACAGUGUCGAAAGAGAAUACGAGUGGACAAAGGCAUUGAAGUAUCUCAUCAUUAACCUCAAAUUUGUACAAAAGAAUGUAAUCAAAUAA
Naegleria gruberi is the source of this 1209-nucleotide messenger RNA. RefSeq lists its product as uncharacterized. Gene Ontology annotation, cellular component: phagophore assembly site; phosphatidylinositol 3-kinase complex, class III, type II; phosphatidylinositol 3-kinase complex, class III, type I. The transcript has a single exon. The record is from RefSeq and is a predicted model, not a curated record. The coding region runs from base 1 to 1209 and encodes 402 amino acids. NCBI's taxonomy places the organism in Eukaryota, Heterolobosea, Eutetramitea, Acrasida, Naegleriidae. Gene Ontology annotation, biological process: cellular response to nitrogen starvation; autophagy; late endosome to vacuole transport.